CAUUUUUAGUGUUUACUUGUUGAAAAUAACUUUUAAAAGAUAGAAAGAAAGUAUUAAAACAAGAAUUACAGCGCAAAUACUGUCAAUUGAAUAUUGAAAAAUAAAAGGAAAGAGGUAGAAAGAAAGAGAAAGAAAGAAAGAAAGAAAGAAAGAAAGGAGGGAAGAGAGAAAAAGGAACUUGGAACAAUUAUAUUAACUAUAUAGAAAAAAAAGAUAAAAGUUACAAGAACUAAAAUGAAAGCUGGUCAAAUGUUGAAAAGUCGCCAUUUUUGGAAGUCGAUUUUAGCUGAAUUUCUUGCUGUACUACUUCUAAUAGUAAUUGGUUGUAGUAGCUGUAAAGAUGAAUAUCUUAAGCCCAAUACCGUUAGAAUAAGCUUAGGAUUUGGAUUUACAAUCGCUAUACUUGUUGGAGCUAUAUCACACAUUAGCGGAGGUCAUUUGAAUCCGGCUGUUUCACUUGGAUUAUUUAUCGCUAGACGAUGCGAAUUUCUUCGUUUUAUCUUUUAUUCAAUAGCUCAGGUGGCUGGAGCUAUUGUUGGUGCUGCAAUACUUAAAGGAAUACACGGCAAAGUUAUUGGUACGACCGAACCAUCUGUUAGUUCAGCGCAAGGAUUUGCAGUCGAGUUGAUAAUAACAUUCGUUCUUGUCUUCGUAGUACUGGCUUGCACAGAUUCAAAGAGAUCCGAUUCACCAGGUCCGGUUCCUCUAAUUGUUGGAUUGACGAUAAUAAGCUGCCAUCUCUUUGCCGUAGACGUUACGGGUGCGGCAAUGAAUCCUGCUAGGGCAAUUGGACCAGCAUUAAUCGCUUCUAAGUGGGGUGGUCAUUGGAUUUAUUGGGCAGGUUCGCUACUCGGCGGAGUUCUAUCGGCUAUAAUGUACGAAUAUAUUUUCGCUUCCGAUUCGAGUGUUCAAAAGUUAAGAGCAGCAAUCCCCUUGAAAAAGAAGGCGGCCAUCGAACCAAAAGAGUCUGAUGAGAAAUCAAAGGAAGGUAAUAACGAAAAUUUGGAAGAAAAUAAGGUUGAAUUACAAGCAGUCAAUAUUGAAGAAUGAAAUUUUAUAUCUUUUAUACAAGAUAUCUAAACGUAUUAAUAUUUUUUUUUAUUUCGGCGUUUUUAGUUCUUUUUUACAAAAAGUAGUUUAGCUGGUUUUCUUGGUAACAAAGAUUAAGAAGAAGCAUUUAAAUUUCCCUUCUUUUUCUUGUAUACUCUUUCGCUUUCUCUCUAUAUAGCUCCUCUUUGUAUAAUACAUAUGUAUGUGUUACUAUACAGUAUAUUGAUGCUAUUCUUAGUUUAUAAACGAUUCCAAAACAAUAAAAAUCAAACAAGAGAUUAAAUUUUUACUUUUAA
Dimorphilus gyrociliatus is the source of this 1346-nucleotide messenger RNA. NCBI's taxonomy places the organism in Eukaryota, Metazoa, Annelida, Polychaeta, Dinophilidae. The record is from the annotation of a GenBank genome assembly.